Messenger RNA from Necator americanus (New World hookworm), 477 nucleotides. RefSeq lists its product as uncharacterized. NCBI's taxonomy places the organism in Eukaryota, Metazoa, Nematoda, Chromadorea, Rhabditida, Ancylostomatidae. The transcript has 3 exons. Bases 1 to 477 code for a protein of 158 amino acids. The record is from RefSeq and is a predicted model, not a curated record.
AUGCACCAACUACGUUUAUCUGGGUCGGAAAUUAAACAUGAUGAACGACCUAACCCCAGAGCUGGGCAGGAGAAGAGGGGAGCGUACAAGAACAUCGAGGAUGUAGCGAAGAAGAUCAAGAAAACCCAACUCCGUGUUCACCUCAUCAACACCACCGUACUUCCUGCUUUGGCCUAUGCUUCAGAAACCUGGACAUUUCAAAAAGUACCCCGCUUCAAGCAAGUGAGAUACGGGAUUCGAAGUUCUUUCCUGUGGCAGCGGUCGACUCUGCCACGUUUGCCAAGGAAAGUAAAACAAGGAAGACCGCCGACUCGAUGGUCAGAUUUCUUCACGGUGUCUUUCGAAGAGAAUUAUGAUGCUCUCCGCGUUCCACGCGAAAGGAGGAACCACUCAGCGACUUUGGCACGCGAUCGGGACAAACGGAAGAAUUACUGGCGCCCACUCGAGCGGUUCGAAGGUCAACGGGAGUCAAGGUAA